Molecule: messenger RNA, 513 nt
Organism: Vespa velutina
Lineage: Eukaryota; Metazoa; Arthropoda; Insecta; Hymenoptera; Vespidae
Exons: 2
Coding region: 1-513 (170 amino acids)
Source: RefSeq, a predicted model, not a curated record
AUGCCAGAAGAGACGCUCCUUGUGAGAUAUGCAGACGAUAUCACGGUCCUAAUCGCAGCAAGAUAUGUUGAACUGGCUCAGCUAAAGCUGCACCAAGUCAUGCGGACAGUAAACGGCUGUAUGACAGACCACGGCCUGCUGCUAGAACAAACGGAAAUAGUCAUCCUUACAAAAAUGAUAAUAAACAUUACCCUCCCUUCGCAAGUUGGUGGCAUAGCAGUGGAGUCCAAGCCUGCAAUCAAGUAUCUGGGUAUCAUGAUCGACCGAAGGCUGAACUUCGUGGCGCAGAUCCAGCAAACUCCGAGUAAUGCUGCGAAGGGCGUUACUUCUUUCGUAGGCUUAUGGCCAACAUCCCCGGGCCUAAAGCUACAAGAAGUCGUACCGGAAAAGUCUGACGCAGGUACAGAGGAGAGCAACACUAAAAAUGCCUCUGCGUAUAGGACGGUGUCUGAACCAGCCAUAUUAAUAAUCGCUGGAGUCAUACCAAUUGCGCUCUUGGUGAAAGAAUGUUAA